This is a messenger RNA of Pyrenophora tritici-repentis Pt-1C-BFP, 933 nucleotides long. Its product is annotated as DUF4187 multi-domain protein. Gene Ontology annotation, molecular function: nucleic acid binding. Gene Ontology annotation, cellular component: kinetochore. The record is from RefSeq and is a predicted model, not a curated record. Lineage: Eukaryota; Fungi; Ascomycota; Dothideomycetes; Pleosporales; Pleosporaceae.
AUGGCGCAAUCCGAUGAAGAAGACGACUACAUGAAUAUGGUGUUUGAGGAUGCACCCAAAGGACCAAAGUUUGAGACAUCUCUCCAGCGCGCCGCGCGUAAGCGCAAAGAAGGUGAAGCUCGCGCACAUCAAAAGACCAAAGCCGAACGUGCAGAAGAAGCCGAGGCUGCACGUGAAGCUGCUCUUGCCACUGCCCUGCCCGAGACCAACAAGGGAUUCAAGAUGAUGGCCAAGUUUGGAUUCAAGCAGGGUGAUGCACUGGGCAAAUCUGAAGAUGCCCGUAAGGAGCCUAUACGAGUCAAUCCCAAGGAUGACAGAGGUGGAAUUGGCCUGGAAUCCGAGAAGAAGCGCAAGUUCAGGGAGCAGUUCGAAGAGGCCGACCGAUUGGCAAAGCGCGCAAAGGAGGAAGAGGGUGACUACCUCGAGGUGUUGCGCCAAGAACAGAAGGAAAAAAAGGCUGAACGAGACCUGGAAAGCGCACAGAGGACUGCAGAGAGGUUGUCUGACAAGGAGGCUGAGAAGGAAGGCACACGAAACCCGACCGAGAAGCCAUUGGAGGACAUUAACGUGCUUUGGCGUACCCAAGCACGACGGAGGGCUGACAGGAAGCGCGACACGCAGCAGCGACGAGAGCUGAACGAUAGUAUUGCCUCACGACUACCCACAUUAGCUCCGGAAGACGAAGACGAAGAAGACGAUUCCAAGGUGGCUCAAGGCCGUGACCUAGCACCUUUCUACACCACACUCGAAAAUGACCUUGUAGACGAGGACCCAGAGUUGGCUGAGUUUGAGGCCUUGCCCGUGACGGAGCGCCUCCAGAAGCUUUUGCUAUUCCUUCGUGACAAGUACCGGUACUGUCUUUACUGCGGGUAUGAGUAUCCAGAUGCCGACAUGGAAGGCUGCCCAGGAGUAACUGAAGAAGACCACGAUUGA